AUGGAUGGCAAAAAGACAAGUAAUUCUGCCAGCCACAAUGGCUCCUGCUAUGGAGCUAUUUGGGUCCGAGGAUGUAAUUAUGAAGGCAAAUCUCUUGUUGAAAAUAUUGCCAUUCAGCUGUCUGUAGUUCCUUCUGAUGAUGAGUGGGAGGAAGAUGACAAUACUGAGAUGGAGCAGCAGGAGCAAGAAAAUGUCUUGGAAAAUCUGAAAUGGAGAAUACAGGAAAAGCUUAAAUUGAUGAAAACUGCAAAACUUGAUCAAAUGAAAACUUCAAAGCCUGAAGAGGAGAAAACAGCGAAGGUUGAUCAGAAAGAUGCUCCCGGAGAUGAAAAAGGUCCAUAUAUUCUUGUAGUUCUGGAUGAUUUUGAUAACAUGCGUCAUUGGAGAAUUUAUUCUGAUUUAAAUGACCUCCUCCAAGGUGUCAAGGCAGACUUUCCUAGGGCCUUGUGCAGGCCGCCACCUUCGGUGAGCGGGGAAACUACUGGAUUUGAAAGACUGUCUGCAGCUAUUGGAAAAGGUAGCCAGGGUCGUCCUGGGGUAAUUAUCAUGAUUGCAGAAGCUAUCAAUCGUGUUAAGGACUCUGAAUUGGACAAUGCAGUUGAAGAAAUGGCCUCUAUAAUUAAAUCUGCUGAUAAUGCAAAAUUAUGGCAACAUGUGUAUCAGAUGUUGCCAAGCACCCUCAGUAAGUGCUGUUGGCACUGCAGAUACUUGUUUGUCCAUCAUAAUAAGAUCCACUACAAUGAGCUGACAGCUCAUUGGUUAUUGGAAGGCUAUUUUGGUCACCAUGAUCAUUAUGAGACGGCCUAUGAGGAAGCACAUCAUACUCUGAUGGAGUUCAAAGUUCGUGGAUUUCUAAAAGAAAAAGAGGACAGUUAUAUUACUAUGGACAGUGAUGCUUUGGGAGUCGAAGAUCACCGACGUGAUGGACUCAGCGGGUCUGCACAUGUUGGUGUGGCUAGUGUGCUGGGUGAUCAUAGAUGGGCUGGUCUUGGGAGGGUUAUACAGAGCGAUGGGAUGAUAAAGACGAGUAGUAAGAAAAGCGAUGAGAUGUCCACACUCUUUAUAGAUGGUGCUCGUUUUCGCAGGGAAGUCCCUGAAACAUUUCUCCAACACAAAAACCAACUUAAAGUCCUGGUCAUCAUAAAUCCAAUGUUCGAAAAGGUGCCCUCACAACUUGCAGAAUUGAAGGAGCUUCAAGUACUUGUUCUGAGGGGCUGUCAUAUAUUGAAGAGCGUGGAUGAGAUCCAUAAACUUACAAACUUACUAGUUCUUGAGAUAUCUGGGGCUCGCAUGGUGAAGCAAAUCCAUGAUGAUAUUUUUGAGCAUAUGAAAGAUCUUAGGUCUCUUAACUUAUCUGAAGUUGGCAUCCGGUGGCUUCCUGCAUCUCUCCUAAAUCGGAGCGAACUCCGUUGGCUCAUUCUUAGAAAAUGUCCCAAUUUAAACCAAUUGUGUGAUACUAGUUUAUUGAAGAAAAAGGAAGCGGCAAGCGAGUCAGUGCUUUUAUUGGCAAAACUGGAAGUGGUUGAUUUCUCUGGUUCAGACUCUUUCUGGAGUAUCCAGGUCAAGAACCUCUCUCCGCUGGAAAAACUUCAAAUUCUCAAUCUUUCUAAAACCAGGAUUGGGCGCCUCCCCUUCUUUCAUAAUUUGGGGGAGCUCACUCGACUCCUCUGAGGUGACUGUCCAUCCCUGGCAAGACUCCCCACCCUAAAACCAUUAACUAAACUUAAGAUUCUCGAUCUUUCGAUGACAACAUGUUUGAAAGAAGUACAGGACGAUCCUCAGGAAACCAAGACUGACUUUAGAGUUCUGGAUCUCCCAGGUAGUGCUGUAAAUAAGUUACCUCUCAACAUCAGCAGCCUAUCUCAUCUUCUUUUGAGUAGUUGUGUUCAUCUGUGCAAAUUGCCAUCUACGCAAGGCCUCCCAGGCCUUGAGGAGCUGAACCUUUGUGAUGCCUCUGCACUGGAAGAAUUUGAAGACGGCUCAUUUGAACAUCUUAAUUCCCUUCAUCGACUCAUCCUCUCAAAUACUAAAAUCAAAGCUCUGCCAUCACUUUCUCAGCCUUCUGUAAGUUUGCUCUUGCUAAAGAAUUGUAAGUUCCUUACUAAGUUGCAAAACUUGCCUUUACUUCAGAAACUGGAAGUUCUUGAUCUGUCGGGAAGCUCCGAGUUGGUGAUAACAAGCAAUGACUCCUUUCAGGGCAUGUCUCGCCUGAAGACGGUCAAUCUCUCAGAGACUAAAAUCGAAAGCCUUCCACGAGAUUGCUUUCCUGUCAGCCUCCGUCACCUAAUAAUAAGAAAUUGCCCCCACUGGAAUAACCUUCCUUCCUUGGAAGCUCUAAAAAACCUAGAGGUCAUCAACCUCUGUGAAUUUGAGGAAUUGCCAUCUCUGUCCUGCCUCACUAACCUUAGGGAGCUCUCUCUGAGAGGUUGCUCCUGUAAAGUGUUGGAGCUCGAUGCCCUGAAGGAGCUUGAGCUGCUGGAUCUAUUGGGGACUAAGGUCGAGUCUUUACCUUGGCUGGAGACUUUUCGCAAGCUCCAACAACUACUGCUAGGAGAUUGUGCUGAUUUGGAAAGUUUGGAAAAUUUGAAGUCUCUUACCGAAUUGGAGGUUCUAGAUCUUUCGGGGACAAAAAUACAAGAAUUUCCCUAUGGAAUCUCGGAUCUGACUAGCCUGAAGAAGCUCAAUCUGCAGGAUAUGAAGCAUAUGAAAGAAAUUGACUGGAGCAAGAUAAAGUAUGUUCCAGAGGAGUUCAACUUGGGAGGUUGUGGAUCCCUAAGUUCUGAGAUUGCUGAAUCUUCUGACUGGCCUUCCAUAUCGAUUUGUGGUACCAGAUUUUUCCAGUUCGUGGAGGAGAAUCCCAUGCUGUGGGAUACAUGCUUCCAAAAAUUCCACUUUUCUGUUUGGCAUCCCAAAAAUUCAGAUGGAAGGAUAUACGACCUUGGAGACAGGAGACUACUGAUGGAUAUCGAAUCUCAAGGAGGAUUUCCUUAUCAUAAAGAACCUGGGCGGUAUCUGGAGAUCCAUGGAUCCUAUAGCAAAUUCAAUCCACCUGAGUGUGUUCUUGAGCUUUCUGAUCACAUAUCGCUAACAGAUGAUAGCUCUUUGAGGAACUUAUCUGAACUUGUUAAAGAGAAUCUAAGAUCAAUAAAGAGCUGUUGGCUUGAUAGGUGCAAAGGUAUCAGUAGUAUAGUUGAUGGUGAAGGAGAUGCCAGAGCUUCAGGAAAGCUUUACUCUCUUUAUCUGUGCAAUCUUUCUUCCUUGAGUUGCGUAUGUGAUGAUUCAGUGCAGUCUGAGGUCUUCGGAGGUCUUAAGCACUUGUAUAUAGAUUGUUGCCCGAUGCUCAUCAGCAUUUUCCCAUUCUCCAAGCUGCCAAAGAAGCUUGAAACCCUUCAAAUCAAAUUUUGUGAGAAAAUGGAAAGGCUAGUCAACCCUGAUAUGCCUGUAGAAUGUAACUUGCAGACGUUGGAUCUUCUGGAAUUACCAAAGCUUAAGAGAAUCAGGGUUAUGAUGGUCUCCCUGCGAGUACUGAAAGUGAGACAGUGUCCGGAUCUGGAGAAUUUAGAGGAAGUGCUUGGAGGAGCUGAAAACUUGGAAGUUCUCCAUAUUUUCCACGCUGCUAUGCUAGAGAGGAUACGCAGCCAGACAAUGAAGCCAGGGAGCUUCAAAAAUCUGAAACAGCUUAAAAUACAAUCUUGUCCCCAACUGGAACAAGUAUCUCCGUCAUCCGAAUUACCACCAAACCUGGAGAUUCUUGAGAUAGACUCGUGCAACAGCUUGAAAACUAUAUUUGGAGGCAGCUUUGCGGGUACUUCAUUGAAAAGAUUAAAACUCUGCAACUUGCCUAGUCUAAGCAGCACUGUGUUCAUAGUACCACAUCAAUGUCAUGUUGUCAGCAACUGCCAAAAUCUGCAAAUAGACCGAUCCAGUUAAGUCAGAGGCAUUUCUUGGGUCAUGAAUCUCUGAAGAUUUGUCGAAUGCAAGCAAAAUUUCACCUGAAAUGUCCUGGCAACCUUUUCUACUGUAAUAUAUUAACAUUCAUGGUCAUCAUCUCACUGGCUGUAAUGUCCAACCACACUCGCUCCAACAUAAGAUGCAUAUGUUUCCUUGAGGGAUGUGAUGCAGCACAGAAUUAGAUACUAGAAGUGUGACUUAAAUUUUCCAUACGAAGGAGUCUAUGAAGCCUGCACUGUUCUAUCGUGUUUGGUUUCAGGUUCCUCAUUUUGAAUGGAUACUUCCAUAUAUCUACUGUUUCGAAGUCCCGAGUAGAUUGAGAACUUUGUGAUGGUGGUGGUGUCAUGCUUCUCUCCUGGA
This is a messenger RNA of Eucalyptus grandis, 4311 nucleotides long. Its product is annotated as putative disease resistance protein At4g19050. The record is from RefSeq and is a predicted model, not a curated record. The transcript is spliced from 4 exons. NCBI's taxonomy places the organism in Eukaryota, Viridiplantae, Streptophyta, Magnoliopsida, Myrtales, Myrtaceae.